GGCUCUAAAAGCAAAUUCUUGUCACAACGCCGCCACUAUUAUAGCGCCAUUCACAGCAGUAGCUACCUAAUUCGGGGUUUUAUGACUUCAUGCAACGAGAUUCAUCCCAUGACCAGUUUCUCAUUCACGAAAUCGAUUUCAUGUCAUUCACUUACCACUCUUAUGGUUGAGGAUUUCCUGUCACCCUUUUCCCACUCUGACGGAACUGAAGACAGCUUUGGCGUGGGAGAGGUUUCGACGCGCGAUUUCGAUCAGGUCCUGAGUACCGGUAGUUUUGAGGCUUCCAACGAUAGAUGCGACUUUCAAUUCUAUGAAGACCUUGAGAGCGACGACGUUUGGGGUAAAUCUGGCCCCCUAGCUUGCGACAGCAGGGGUUCUGGGGCCGUCCCUGAUGGCAGCAAGUUCUUCAACUUCUUCUGA
This is a messenger RNA of Fusarium falciforme, 420 nucleotides long. RefSeq lists its product as hypothetical. The transcript has 3 exons. Bases 82 to 420 code for a protein of 112 amino acids. The record is from RefSeq and is a predicted model, not a curated record. NCBI's taxonomy places the organism in Eukaryota, Fungi, Ascomycota, Sordariomycetes, Hypocreales, Nectriaceae.